Messenger RNA from Melospiza georgiana, 2561 nucleotides. It is a transcript of the gene USE1, whose product is annotated as unconventional SNARE in the ER 1. Gene Ontology annotation, biological process: retrograde vesicle-mediated transport, Golgi to endoplasmic reticulum. Lineage: Eukaryota; Metazoa; Chordata; Aves; Passeriformes; Passerellidae. The coding region runs from base 1 to 816 and encodes 271 amino acids. The transcript is spliced from 8 exons. Gene Ontology annotation, cellular component: SNARE complex; endoplasmic reticulum. The record is from RefSeq and is a predicted model, not a curated record. Gene Ontology annotation, molecular function: SNAP receptor activity.
AUGGCGCCCGGCGCUGAGGGGAGUUCCGGUGCCACCAUGGCGGCGACGCGGCUGGAGCUGAACUUGAUGCGGCUCCUGAGCCGGUGCGAGGCGCUGGCGGCGGAGCGGCGGGACCCCGAGGAGUGGCGGCUGGAGAAGUAUGUGGCUGCUCUGGAGGACAUGCUCCGGGAGCUGAAGAAGCAGUCCAGCAAGCCAGCCCCUGAACUGCUGAAUGAAUACUCUCGCAAAGUGGACUUUUUAAAGGGACUCCUAGAAGCUGAAAAAUUGUCUUCAUCCACAGAAAAAGCUCUGGCCAACCAGUUCCUGGCCCCGGGGCGCACCCCGACGACAGCCAAGGAGAGAACCCCGGCCACCAAAACCGUGCACCUGCAGACCAAGGCGCGCUGCACGGGCCAGAUGAGGAGCGAGCUGCUCGGCACAGACCCCCUGGCUGCUGAUGAUUCUGAGGAGUUGAACAUAAGGAGGCGAAAAGGCCUCACAUCAGACGAGAAGCAGUCGGCAGUGGAGCUGGAUGCUGUGCUGCAGCAUCACCAGGACAUGCAGGAGAAGCUGGCUGAGGAAAUGCUCAGCUUGGCUCGCAGCCUCAAAAACAACACCCUGGCUGCCCAGAACGUGAUCAAACAGGACAACCAGACACUGUCACACUCCCUCAGGAUGGCAGACCAGAACUUUGAGAAGCUCAAGGAUGAAUCUGACCGCCUGGAACAACACGCCAAGAAAUCUGUCAACUGGCUGCUGUGGAUAAUGCUAAUUGUAGUUUGUUUUAUAUUCAUCAGCAUGAUUCUCUUCAUCAGGAUUUUCCCCAAACUGAAAUGAAAAUUUUAUUUUACUUAAAGCUGGCUGUAGUGCAGUGGGAAAGCUCAGCUGGUGUGAGAACUGUCACAGUCUUAGAGGCUGUGCAAGGCCUGCCUUGCAUCUCCCAGUGGAGGAAGGCUUUCCUGAGGAAGGCUUUCCACACUUCCAUUCUUGUUUACUUGGUGACUCUUGUUGCCUCUUGCAACAACAGUCAUCCUGUGAGGUAAGGAUGAGAAUUUACACUGAGCUGCUAACAAGUUCUUUAGUGGAUAAAUACAUUUUUAAUGUGUUUGUGACAAAUGUUAUGGCUCCUAAAAGGCAUUUAGUCAAUACAAAGUUAAAUAACAGUUGAAGUCUUACAUUCUUUCCUGUGUUCACAGCUUUUCUGUACUGACCUAGGAGCUUGCUGCCAACAGGAUAUUUAAUUUCAGUUCUGUGCAUACACAGCUGCAGUGUAGAAAGAGAAUUCUGCUGUUCAGGUGCUUGCUUGGCUCAGAUUCAGAGUACCAACAGGUAAAACUCUUCUCAGGCUCACAGUUUGCCCAGAUGGGUAUUUGGGACUUUGGACUUCACCAUCUUCUCCAGUUCAGAUUACUACAGGACUGGAGCUGCUUUCUGUGCAGUGUUUGCCUCCCUUUUGUGUGUGCAAAUGUUCUCACCUCUCAUUGUGGUGUUGGAGCUGUUCCAUGAAGGAAACACCGUGACCCUGCCACCUUCCAACUGUACACACAGUGCUGCAGGUGGCACAGACCUCACCUGUGCAAACAUGCUUGUGCUGCAGGAUGAGGGCAAAGGAAGGUGGUGUCUUCAAGAUGGAAAUAAUAAUUUCAAAAUAUUCAGCUUUUCUUUUUUUGAGCAAAUUAUCCCUGUUGUCUUAAGAGCUCACUAAAAUAAAACAGAGAAAAAAGAAACUCAUAUUUUUAAAACACUGCUGCUGCUAGAAAAACUUGGAGACUGUAGCAAAGCAGGGUUUGUGUGACAGCCUGAGAGUCUCUGUAGGUGCCUGAGAUAAGCUGAAAGCAAACCCUUGUGCAUCCUGCUGAGCAGUGUUCAGGUGUCCCACGGAGGAGAUGAGGGGCAGCAGGUGACCCUGGCUGUGCUUUGGUCUGGAACCAAACCAUGGGGUGUUCCAGCCUGGAAGAGCUGUUUGUCACAGCUGGGUUCUUAGGAAUAUCCAGCUUUGCUUUGAACACGUCCCACAGCACCAGGCUCUGUGUCAGAGCUGUGCUCUCCUGUACAGAAAUGUGACAUUUCUAUUGCCCAUCUCUGGUAAUGAAGGCUGUUAACGUUUUUUACACAAAAUAUUUCUGUUUUUUAACACAAUGUUUGCAAUGUAGUAUACCACUCACUUAUGGAUUAUCAAAUGAAUAAUUAUAUUAUGAGGUACAGCUUUUAAUUCCAGCUACUCAGAUAUCUGCAAUAUACUCCUGUUUUAUUUACCUUGAAUUUAGAGAAAUUUAGAGUUGUAGCAAUCAAUUUAUGGACAUUUCUACUUUUCCCAGUUGUUUUCCUUCAUCUGUAUGUAAUGUUUGACAUUUCACUGUGCUUCAUUAGUCAAUGCUGUGUCACCAAAUUAUUUUUUCAAUUCUGAUUGCUCACUACUUUCCCUGCAGGCAUUUCAAUGCCAAGCUCUUCUCUUAGAGGCUGAAUGUGAUGCUGGAAUGGUUUUUGUAUGUGAGAUUUUGGGAUGCAACAUUAAUGCUUCAUUGUCCAUAACACUGUCCUCCUUAUUACUUGAAAUAAAUUAUUUUUUCCUAGUUUACAAA